AGUAUUGAUAGCAUAAGUAUGUUUUGGUAUUUUUCUGAUGAAAUUAGUGUUGUAAGCGCUCGUGCUACGGUCACACUAGGCGAUAACGAUUAUACCAUUUCGAUUCAAUCUAGGCACAGCGUCUAAUUUUUAAAAAGUAGAAAGAAGAAAAAAAUAAGCAGAAGCACGGAAAAUCUUAGCAAGGAGUGAAGUUUGAAAAAAUUAGGCCAAGAUAAAGCUGCAAUAGGCACUACAAUUAACAUAUUGUUGAUUAUGAGCGACUAAGUCAAUUUUUAAGCUGUAUAAGUGUAUUGCGUCUGCGUGUAUGUUUGCUUGCUAAGGAAUUUUUCUAUACGUUUGGUUUUAACCAGCUUCGAAAUAGUGUUCAUUAAAUGUUGCUUGUAAAGUAUUACGUUGUAAGCUAACAUGACGGAGCAGCCCUCUAGAAAUGGAACCUCUAAGCGCUGUGGGCGCAUCCUAAGUGAAAACGAGCGCACUCGGAAAGAUCUUGAAAACGAACGUCGCAUAACUCGUUUGAAACAGGUGCGUGAGAAAUCCAACGAAUUGGCUAAGCACAUACGUCAAAGCGUUGCAGCUGAGAAGGCGCGACAAAUACAAAAACUAGAGAACAUAAAGCAGCUUGAAUUGAAUACAUGGCAUGAGCAUGUUGUGGCCAAAAAACACCAAGACUACCGCACGGCCAUAUUUCAAGUAGGUGACGCCCAUCGCGCCGCCCAAAUCGAAACGCAGCACACUAAGCAGCAGCAACAGCAACGCGCUCAGAAAAUAAAAAAGUGCCGUGAAGUUGCCAAUAAGAAUUCACUGAUGCAUACAAAAGCGAGUUUGCUGCGUCAGGUAGGUGGCAGGGAUCUAAAUUGCGAAGGGCGCGUAACUGCAGGCACACAAACGCCUGUGGAUGAGGGCAAGGAGAAUCGCAGGGGCGGGGGCAACUGCAAACGCAAGCGUCAUACGUGUAAAGCGAAAAAAGGAGCUUGUGCUUGCGAUGAGGACAGCGAUGAGGCGCUUGAUAUGAUGUCACUGAGCAUCAGCAGCAGCGAGGAGGAAGAGGAGGAGGAGGCGCUUGCAGCGGGUACAGUUGAUAACAAGCUGCAAAAGACGCCACCCGUUAUACUCGAUGUGGACAUAGGCAGCGAGGACUCGCUGGAAGCCAGCGCUCGCGAUGGAAUUGAAAUCAAUGAUCGCUAUAUGCAAACCAAUCGCAAAUUUAGUCGCGUAGUGCGCGCCAAUAAACCAAGCAGUCCCAAAGCAGCUGCAACUCCAACGCGUCCACGCUUUACGCAAAUCUCAGACUUGGUGCGUCGCAGAGAGCAAUCGCAAUCACCUCCACGCAGGCAGCAAUCGCAGUCGCCACAGCGUUCGCCCAGGCGCAGCCCCAACAGAUCCACAUCGCGUUCGCCUAGGAAAACUACAGCAGCAACACAAACAUCCGUGAAGCCCACAUCGCCAAAUGGCUCACCAAAGCAAUCCAAGGCAAGCAGUCAACGUUCAGCGCCGCUUGCAAAACAAGCCAAUGCUAAAAAGACAGCGUCCAAAGUAAUAGAUGCUGGGCUCAAGCGCAAUCCAGCGCCAGCCAAAGUGCAAUCUGCUGCCAAAGUGCAAUCUGCAGCUAAAGUGCAAUCAACAGCCAAAGUGCAAUCAGCGGCACCUGCAAUUCCACAGCCGCUAAUACAAGCAGCACGCUUGCCGCCAGCUCCAUUUCAACAGCCGCCAGCUCCCUUUCAACAGCCGCCUAUGGCCUUGAUGCCUGGCUACAUGCAACAGGCCAUGCCGCCCAUGCCGCCCAUGCCUAUGUACGCACCUUAUGGGCCUUUUGUGAUGCCGCCUUAUGGCAUGCCACCAAUGCCGGGAUAUCCGCCAGCCUUUGCAGCACCACCACCGCCGCCUGCUGCGGCUGCGCCUGCCGCUGGAACUACCAGCACCACCACCACUACUAGCAAUAGCGCUAGAGCUAGCAGCUCUACUUUAAAUGUGCAGUCCAGUGGCUCCACUGGCACCUAUGUGAUGCGUCAAGCUGGCAAUGGAACUGGCGCUGCUACUUCAGCUGCUGCCUCCCAUGUGCAAUUCUAUGAUCAUAAUAACAAAUACAAGAAGAGUUAUGAGGCGCCUGCAAACUCCGUGCAGCUGAAUUAUCAUGCAGAGACGCAAAUGAAUGCUAUGGAUCAUGCGCGCAUUGAAUCACAGCUAAGAGAGCUGCGCGAGAAGGAAAUUAACAAACUGAAAAAACUCACCGAUGAGCGUGGACAGAAGGCGCUGCAGCGUGAGCAAGUGCGUCGCGAUUGCGCAGAGUUGACCGAGAAGCUGGAUGCCAUGACCCAGCAGCAGCCGCAGCUGUUGCCCAGCGAUGCCAACUUUGUGCCCAGUCAUCGCUUUGCGGAUUUGGCCACGCGACGUGAACAAAAAAUGAAUGAAGCUGUGGAGCAGCUGCUGCUGCGUCCCGCCAUAGUUACUUGCCCCGAAGUGCCAAGCAAGCAGUCGCCUAAAAAGCUAAGCGCACGCACUCAAACCAAUGCCAUCAACAUAGGCGAGGCGCCGCCAUGCAAAGACGCUGAGGGCAACAGCACGCCCAGCUGCUGCUCCAUGCUGCUGGACUAUGUGGAUAAUCAGAGUCAGCAGCUGCGCAGCGAGCUCAAAGGCGUGCAAAACAAUUCCAGCAAGUCGCUGAAGCUCAAGUGUCUGCUGCAGCGCAUUGAGGCCAUAAGAGCGCAGCUGCUGACGGAGCUCAAAGUGGGUGACAUUGAUGGCAACAAUGCGCAGCGUCUUAUCGAGAGCAUACGCGCUGAACGUCAGUGCAUCGAUGUGGAUCGCAAUCUGGACAUACGCGAGUCGGAGCUGCAGCAAAAGGAGGCGCUGCUGGAGCAGCGCGUGCGGCAGCUUUAUAAGCAACAACAAAAGGUGGAUGGCAAACAAAAGAAGCAGGCAGAUGACAAAAAGCCUGUGGAGGUGAUUAUCAAAGUGCGCAGCGAUGGAACUGUUAAGCAAUAUGUGUCCAGACAAAAGUCCACCGAGACGCUCAAGUCCAAGCCUGCUGCUGUUGCUGCAGAGCCGAGCAAAACAGCAGCAGCGCCAGCCAAGGGACGUCAAAACUCCAUAGACUCCAAUUCCACAAGCUAUCGCGAGCUGCCAGCGGUAAGCUACAGAAAUGUGCCAAAUGCUGCUACAGCAGCGCCUGUGCAGCAGCAGGAGCAACUGCAUCCUAUGAUAGCACAUUAUGUGCAGCGCCUGUUGGCCAUGUCACGCAACUCCAUAGAUCAGCUGGGCGUCAGCAGCUCCGAUGUGGCCACGCCACCCGACUCUAUUAUAAAUCAGCCCACUAAUCGUAGCACUAGCGUUGUACUCCAAGAAACACUUGCGGAUGCAGGACGCGUGGAGCGCGUGCAGGCUUUCAUACAAGAUAAUCAUAGCUUUAUCAAUGAGCUGGAGCAAACGCUGCGCUCGCAGCAGCAGCAGCUGCAGCAGGAUCAAGAGGCCAGCAUACGCAGCUUUGAUCAAAUAUGGCAAAAGCGUUUGACCAUGAAGUCCAAGCAGCAGCAACGUCCAGUGGCUGCUGCGGCGGCAGCAGAGCAGCCUACUACAAGUCGCUCUGCUGGCAGAGCCGGUGCAUCCACAACUGUCAGCGUAAGUAAGCAAAGCACUACAAAGUUUAUUUCACUGCAACCAAGCCAACAGCAGCAGCAGCCAAAAAGCAGCGCCAGAUCGAAUGCCUCACGUGCAAGUAAAGCCAAGCCGCAGCAGCAGCAGCAGGAGCAGCAGCAACCAACUGCCAAUGAUGAUGCCAAUGAAUCCAGCGAGCAAUCAUCAGGUCGCUUGGAGCGCUAUGCGCAGCUCACCGAAAACUGCACACAUCGCAUAGCGGAGCUAACAGAAUUGAUAAGCAAAGUGCGCGAGGAGAAGCAGCGUCUGGUGGAGGUAACUCUCACCUCGGCCAGCGAGGGUGAGCGUCACUCCACAGAGUAUUUGGAGCUGCCGCCUGCUGCACUGCAAGCUUCGCCUGCACGUAGUCACAACUCCUCGCCUUCGGAGGCUUUGCCGCUGCAGAAGCACAAGCCCACUGGCUUUAGUCACGACAGCGGCAUUGCUGAUUCCAGACCGCUGACUGCUUUGGGUCAGGAGCUGCCCGAGCCAGAGCUGCAGCCGCUAUCGCUGCCUUCCAGCACACAGCGACGCACCAAAGCGCCGCCUGCCACCAUCCGACGCUACAGUCCACAGCUGGCAGCAGAGGAGCUGGCACAUGAGCUGUCCACCAUUACGGAAGUGGAAACUCCAGCGCAGUCGCAGGCGCUGCAAGCUAUGGCUGCAGCAGUGGCAGCGCCCCAGGCUGUGGCGCCUUUUCCCAGCUUUGAGCAAUAUGCGCAGGAGCUGCAGCUGGAUCUGUCGCGUCUGAAUGCAGAUCAGAGCAUGCGGCUGCAGCAUGAGUUCCAUUACCUUAUCAAUGCCAUCAAGAAUCGUGGACGCACCAUGGAUUAUCGUGAAUUCCCAAGCAUUAAUGCCUAUCUACAUGACAUGACCACAAUGACAACAACAACAACGCAUAUACAACUGCAGGAGCAGCAGCAGCAGGACCAGAAUGAAAGCGCACAGCCGCAUUUCCAGCUGCCGAACAUCAGUGUGCGUGAGUUUCCCAGUCGACGCGAGUAUAUGCAGCAGCUGCUGGCGCAGGAGCCGCCCGAGCAGCGCGAACUCAUCGAUACGGCUAGUCUGGAGCAUGACUCUAGCGAUUCACUGAAUGUGGAGGCAGAGCUGCGUGAGCGGGGCAUACUCAAGAGCAGCUUCCGACGUGGGCCGCAUGUGCUGGAGGAUUACGAGCUGGACGUGGCCAGCAGCACGCGCCGCGAGAGCGCAGCUACAGCUGCUACCAGAGCGCCCGAGGAGAGCGGCAUUGAGCACUGGCCCAUGCCGGACAGCAGCAGCGACUCUGCUGGCUCACACAAACGUCGCGCUGGCGGAGCACAGCCUACAGAUGCAGCUCAGGAUGCCAGCCAGCUAGGACGUUCGCUUAACUUGCGUGAAUUUCUUACUAAGGAGCUGCUCAAGCAGCGUGGACACAGCGAUCAGAGCAACGAUAGCAGCUUGGACAGCCCAAAUGAUUCGCUUAAGAGCCACUUUUUGCGCUCAGUCAUCGAUUCACUGUCACCCUCCAGCUCAAACCAUACGCCUGGUGCUGGCCAUGGCACCAAUGCCACCAACGAUAGACAAAAGACCUCCACGCCCAUGGGCUCCUUCAUUACCGGUCCCGAGCGCACUGGUUCGCUUAACAGCACUGACUCCCAGCUGUUCUCCGUUGCCAGUCGCAUUUCCGCCGUGCACUAUCCGGAUGGCUCACCACCCGUACCCUAUGAACUGACCUCAUCGGGCAGCAAAGUCAAAUCAACACGCAACACGCCAAAGAUUGCCACACGUAAUGUUAAAUAAAUUACCAUCAAAUUCCCAAUUAUAUUUUGUUUGCCUCAAAAAAGAAAGAAGUC
This is a messenger RNA of Drosophila busckii, 5462 nucleotides long. RefSeq lists its product as uncharacterized. The transcript is spliced from 4 exons. Lineage: Eukaryota; Metazoa; Arthropoda; Insecta; Diptera; Drosophilidae. Bases 406 to 5409 code for a protein of 1667 amino acids. The record is from RefSeq and is a predicted model, not a curated record.